GACUUCCGCUUCCGUUCCAAACAUUACAAGUUGGCACAGUGUCUCCAGGAAAUGUGUAAACAUAAAACAUUCUUUAGAGUGGCACUGUAGUGAAACUUUUGAAUUUAUUUUAUAUUGUUUAAGCAUUUUCAGUGGACAUACGGAGUCUUGAUGUUGGUCUAAGGGAGAUGCGAAGUUGGAAAAUGACUCUCGUCGAGUUCCACGCAUGAGGGAUUCCAGCGCUGACGAUGAUCAAUAUUGCUCGGCAUUUCUAGAUAUUUUCUAGAAGUCUGUUUAUGAAAUAUCGACAGUGGUUUAAAUUCCAAAACAUGAUAGAAUUUUGUACGAAGAAACGAAUGGUUUUUGCAGUCAUUGCACUUAUAUGUCUGUCGGUUGUAACACUUAUCCUCGAAAGCAGAUGGUCCUUCCAGAAAAAACUGAAAGAUGCGCACAUUCAAGCAAUGGCUUAUUCAAAUGAGACAUGUAAGUCUGGGAAAUACACAACACUGGAUGUCUGCAAAAGUUGUACAAGAGAUGAACUUAGACGAGAUGUACAUUACUGUCAUGAAAAGGGAUACAAGUUGCUCAUAAAGUGUUCGGACAUGAGAAUAAUGUACAAAGGAUGUGACAUAACUCCAGAUGAUGAACAAAGACAGUUUUGGAUAUUUGAGGGAGUGUGUUUGGUUAUUGGAAUUGCAUCCUACCUGGUCGUGCAUCACAGACGAAGCAUGCUGGACCAGAUAAUGAUGGACAAGAUAAAUAAACAGAUUGCAGCAGGGAUUUAGGAACUGUGAUUGGAGGGGAGGAUUUGUAAAUAUUUAUUGUUUUUGUAAUAAAAGAAAGUUGUACAUGUU
Haliotis rubra (blacklip abalone) is the source of this 833-nucleotide messenger RNA. RefSeq lists its product as uncharacterized. Gene Ontology annotation, cellular component: membrane; cytoplasm; midbody. The coding region runs from base 276 to 764 and encodes 162 amino acids. Lineage: Eukaryota; Metazoa; Mollusca; Gastropoda; Lepetellida; Haliotidae. Gene Ontology annotation, biological process: mitotic cytokinesis. The transcript has 5 exons. The record is from RefSeq and is a predicted model, not a curated record.